Messenger RNA from Camelus dromedarius (Arabian camel), 3290 nucleotides. RefSeq names its product ajuba LIM protein (gene AJUBA). Gene Ontology annotation, cellular component: nucleus; adherens junction; transcription regulator complex. The record is from RefSeq and is a predicted model, not a curated record. NCBI's taxonomy places the organism in Eukaryota, Metazoa, Chordata, Mammalia, Artiodactyla, Camelidae. Bases 351 to 1997 code for a protein of 548 amino acids. Gene Ontology annotation, biological process: regulation of DNA-templated transcription; positive regulation of miRNA-mediated gene silencing; negative regulation of hippo signaling. Gene Ontology annotation, molecular function: transcription corepressor activity. The transcript is spliced from 8 exons.
GGGAGAGAAGUUGGGUCCGUGCUGAGUGUGAGAGAGAGGGGGGCGGGGGCCGGGGAGAGUGGGGCUGCUGGGCGAGUCGUCGCGUGAACAGAUAGACCUGCGGACGGGACAGCUGCGGCCGUAGGCCCUCCUAGCCCCGCUUAACCCCUGAUGCGCGGGGGGACGCAACACCUCUCCCCGGGGGAUGCUGCGGGAUUCUUGGCGCCGGGCAUCCGGGCAGCCCGCUAAACCCGUGUGCCUAUCCUGUGCCCCUGGGGGACCGGAGUCCGUCCGCAGGGAAAGAGAAGCGGCUGCCGAGACGCUGCAGGGUGCCAGGCGGGGAGGGGGCUGGAGGCCCCAGACCUGAGGGCAUGGAGCGAUUAGGGGAGAAAGCCAGUCGCCUGCUGGAGAAGUUAAGACUCUCGGACUCCGGCAGCGCCAAGUUCGGCCGCAGAAAGGGUGAAUCUAGCCGGUCUGGGUCUGAUGGGACCCCCGGGCCGGGCAAGGGGCGCCUGAGUGGGUUGGGAGGACCUAGGAAAUCAGGGCCCCGUGGAGCUACUGGGGGACCUGGGGAUGAGCCAUUGGAGCCAGCCCGGGAGCAAGGCCCCCUGGACACUGAGAGGAACCCGCGCGGCUCCUUUGAAGCGCUGCGCUACGAAUGCUCCUAUCCCGGGGGGCCGCCUCCUACCCGGGCCUUGCCUCUACCUCAGUCAUUGCCCCCCGACUUUCGGCUGGAGACCACGGCCCCAGCCCUAAGCCCCCGCUCCAGUUUCGCCAGUAGCUCAGCCAGCGACGCGAGCAAGCCGUCCAGCCCCCGGGGCAGUCUGCUGCUGGACGGGGCGGGGGCUGGUGGAGCGGGAGGUAGCCGACCCUGCAGCAACCGUACCAGCGGCAUCAGCAUGGGUUACGACCAGCGCCACGGCAGUCCCCUGCCCGCCGGGCCCUGCCUAUUUGGCCCACCCCUGGCUGGGGUUCCGGCGGGCUAUUCCUCUGGAGGGGUGCCGUCUGCCUACCCCGAGCUCCACGCUGCGCUGGACCGACUGUGCGCUCAUCGGCCCGCGGGGUUCGGCUGCCAGGAAAGCCGCCACUCGUACCCCCCGGCCCUGGGCAGCCCGGGAGCUCUAGCUGGGGCCGCAGUGGGAGCGGCAGGCCCUUUGGAGAGACGAGGGGCGCAACCCGGACGACACUCGGUGACCGGCUACGGGGACUGCGCCGCGGGCGCCCGAUACCAGGAUGAGUUAACAGCGUUGCUGCGCCUGACGGUGGGCUCAGGUGGGCGAGAAGCCGGCGCCCGCGGGGAACCAUCGGGGGUCGAGCCAUCGGGUCUCGAGGAGCCGCCCGGUGCUUUCGUUCCGGAGGCCGCCCGUGCCCGGAUGCGGGAGCCGGAGUCCAGAGAGGACUAUUUUGGCACCUGUAUCAAGUGCAACAAAGGCAUCUAUGGGCAGAGCAACGCCUGCCAGGCCCUGGACAGCCUCUACCACACCCAGUGCUUUGUCUGCUGCUCCUGUGGGCGAACUUUGCGUUGCAAGGCUUUCUACAGCGUCAACGGCUCUGUGUACUGUGAGGAAGAUUAUCUGUUUUCAGGGUUUCAGGAGGCAGCUGAGAAAUGCUGUGUUUGUGGUCACUUGAUUUUGGAGAAGAUCCUCCAGGCGAUGGGGAAGUCCUAUCACCCAGGCUGCUUCCGAUGCAUCGUUUGCAACAAGUGCCUGGACGGCAUCCCGUUCACCGUGGACUUCUCCAACCAGGUGUACUGUGUCACCGAUUACCACAAAAAUUAUGCUCCGAAGUGUGCGGCCUGUGGCCAACCCAUCCUCCCCUCAGAGGGCUGUGAGGACAUUGUGAGGGUGAUAUCCAUGGACCGAGAUUAUCACUUUGAGUGCUACCACUGCGAGGACUGCCGGAUGCAGCUGAGUGAUGAGGAAGGCUGCUGCUGCUUCCCUCUGGACGGGCACUUGCUCUGCCACGGCUGUCACAUGCAGCGGCUCAGUGCCCGACAGCCCCCUGCCAACUAUAUCUGAGAUGCGUUCACCGCUGCUGCCAUCACCACCGUUGACAGAUUUCUCUGGCCAGUGGGCCCCUCUGGGGCCAGUCGAGGCAAGGAACGCUCUCUUUAGGCCUGGCAGAAGAGUCCUCUGGGGGGCCCCAAGGGCCAGAGACCCAAAGAUCAAGACAUUCCAAGUGGACUUGGAGGAGGAGCCCUCCAGUGCCAUGGUGGGGGUGACCGGCCCUCCUUCCACACGUGCAGGCCAUGCUGUAGCAUGUAACCUGGGCACACGCAGGCGGAUUCUAAUCUCUAUCUCCAGUAUGCAUUUCUGUACGAGUCAGGCAGUGUUCAGGUUCUGGGUUUGAGGAAGCGCGGUUAGCAUGGGAGCUCCUCACUCUGUUGUGCUCACACGUGGGAUCAGAUGUGGGGCAGACAGGCUCCGACUACAGUGUCUUAUCGCUGUAUCUGGAUGAAGAGGUGGAAACUCCAGACCUUAUAAAUGAGUUAUUUCUUGGCCUCCUGUCUGUGGACUAGGAGAGCCGCUCACCCUUCUGCUGGGAAUGGGAACCGACUCUGGGUGGGCCUGCUGCCUGUAUUGCCUGUUUCUCAGGGACACGUGUGGGCCUGGGGAGGCUAGGUGGCUGCCUGUCCGUGGUUCCUCUUCUCCUCGGCUGGGGGAGGUAAUGAGUGGGCCUCUGGGUGUGGAGUUGCUGAGUGAGAUGUCUAGGAAGCUUCUAGCCACUCUCCCUGCACACCCCUCCAGAGUGUGCUCACACACACACACACACACACACACACACACACACUCUCUCUCUCUCUCUCUCUCUUCUCAGGUCACUCUUUCACUUGUUUCAUUAGUAGUAGCUCAGCCUUCCAGACCUGCUGCCUCUCACAGGGAACCAGGAUGACAUCCUCUGCGGCUCCCAAGCUGAGGUUCCAGGAGCAAGAGGAGCAAACCUCUUUCGCUUGGUUCUAGUCAGUUUGGCUAGAUCUCUGGAAACCAAUUCACUGAAAACUUGUUUGCUUAAAGUUCACUUAAUGACAAGUUUGCCAAAAGCUCAAUUCCCUUUGGGGUAUUUUUAUAGCCAUUUAAUUGCUCUAUUCUUUUUUGUCACGGUUUGGGUAUUUCAAGGAUUUAUAUCUAUUCAUCCAAGAGUACUCCUGAGUUAUUAUUAGAAGCAUAAAUUUAUCAAAUUUGCAGCACUUUGUAAAUGAUGAGAUUGCUUCCUACCUUUAUGGAUUUCUUUUUCUGUGCUACCCACUUCUCAAACACUUUUUUUUUUUUAAAGUUUAAAGUUUCUAGCAAUAAAUAUAAUUGGUGCAGACA